AUGGGAGGCUUGAUUGAUCGAGUUCCGAAGUCGGAACCCAGUCCAGCCAUGGCUGGAUUAGCUGUUUCAAUGCCGGCGUCUCAUGGCCUACCUGAUACGACCUACACUCAGCCAAUCCCUGGCUCCUCUCUUGAUAACUUGACAAUGGACAUGAAGAACCUUGUGAAAAAGAUCCAAGAUCUCAGUCACUUGGGGAUUGAGGACAGCAAGAUCAUGCUUCCAAAAAUAUGUGUCGUCGGUGACCAGAGCACCGGGAAAAGCUCCCUUAUCGAGGGUAUUUCCGAGAUCAAGGUGCCUAGAGCCGAAGGAACCUGCACUCGAUGCCCCCUGGAGAUAAACCUUUCUGAAAGCGAUGAAAGCUGGAAAUGUGUGAUCCAUUUAUCACGUCGCUACAUCUUCGAUCCGUCGAAGCGCUCGAAGAUGCCUAAGAAAUCAGAGCCACUAGGACCGUGGAUUGCCCUUGGUGGACAGGAUGAUGAACAUUUCAUUACCUUGGAAAGCAAACAAGAUGUCAAAAACGCUAUCUGGUGCGCCCAGCUAGCUAUCUUGAACCCUAGCACCGAUUCACAGGAUUUUGUCCCGGGGUCUACCGACAUGGCACAGACACCUCAGGUUAAGUUUUCUCCUAAUGCCGUGCGCCUGGAUAUCUCCGGUUCCGGACUUCCCAAUCUGUCAUUCUAUGAUCUGCCGGGAGUGAUUAGCCAGGCAGAACAAGACAACGAAAGGUACCUCGUGAACCUUGUCGAGAACCUUGUCAAGGAUUAUGUUUCUCAAGAGCAUUGUAUCGUACUCCUCACACUGCCCAUGACAGAUGAUGCGACAAAUUCCAGUGCUGCUCGUCUUGUCCGCGAUAUCAAGGGCGCAAAGGAACGCACCCUUGGGGUGUUGACCAAACCCGAUCGUCGGCCCUCUGACGAAGCAUUUGACCAAUGGCACGAGAUUCUGGACGGAAGCAAGUUCAAACUCGGACACGGUUAUUAUGUCAUUCGAAACAAUCCCGAUUCACUUGUCAGUCAUGCCCAAGCUAGGAAGGAGGAAGAGAUGUUCUUCGGCUCUUCGCUGUGGACAAGAGAUCUUGCAGCCUUCGAAGACCGCUUCGGCACCAGACAACUCCAAACGGCAUUGUCUGACCUUUUGAUGCGCCAAAUCCUAGGAUCUUUGCCCUCCAUUAUUGCCCAGAUUGAUGAGAAGUCGAAGGCCAUUGAUGCAGAACUCAAAACCCUACCAAAUCCUCCCACUGAGGAUGUGCAACGAAUCCUUUGGGGUAAAACUUCGGAUCUUGAACGCAAGAUUCAUGAGCUGUUUGAUGGGACCCCUAGUAUCGAGAACGGCUCUUCCCAGCGAAAGCCGCUGCAAGAGCAGUGGAACAAAAUUGUUAUGGAUCUCCAAACCGCACUUGCAAAGACGCGUCCCAUCUUGGACGUUGCUGCACAGAAAGACCUUGAGGAUUUGGCCGAAGUUGUGGACUCAGAUUGUGAGAUGAAGAUCGUGGGCGUCAGCACGUCAACACCAAAGAAAAGAAAGUCGCCUGCGGACGGUACUCCCUCAUCGGAACCGGCAACUCCGAGAAGGACUGUCUACUGCACUUCACACUUCGAAGGGUUGAAGCCUGCAAGAAUUACUUUGAAACAGCUCACUGAGCUGAAAAUCCGCUCAAACACAGUUGGUGUCCCCAACCAGCUCGAUCCCCGUGCAAUUGAAAACCUGAAUAAACGGAGCGUUGAGCAUUGGGAAAGGCUCAUGAAGAUUUUCCUGAAGGCUACGCAUAGCCUUGUUCACAGCAUGUUAUGUACAGCUCUCGAAGACGAGUUUACCCAAUACCAGCAGACUGGGUUGUAUAAGGAGCUCAGGAGAAUCCUGAAAGAAUUUAUGAGCAAGCUUCGCGAAGUUCACCUGGAGUUAGAGAUGGAUUACUGCAAGUCUGAGCGCGAAAUACCAUUUACAAUGGCACAAGGCCAGCAUCAGGUAUUGAUGCAGCAUGCCUCAAAUGUGCUGAGAGCUCGUCGAUUCAAUGCUCGAGCUAGUUGCUGGCUUAAAAUCCGGGGCCAUGAUAUGAACGACGAGCGGAUUUCCGAGAAGAUCAGGAAAGUCCAACCAGAACAACUUGGGCCUGACAGAUACUGCCAAGAACUUGACAUGAUGGCUAGCUCGCUGGCUUACUACGAUAUCGCAUCUUCUCGUUUCCUAGACGUCUUGUGUCAGUCUACGCAUAUGAAGUUGUUCCGGGCUUGCCGUGGAAGUCUCGUCAACACACUUCGUGACGACCUGGAGAUCUUCGGUGAUAACGGUCGUGCCCGCUGCCUUGACCUCAUGACUGAGGACCCCGAACGGCAGCAUCGCCGCGCUCAAUUAUUGAAGGAGCGAGAGAAGUUUAGCAAAGCCCAAGAGUGGCUGGACUCUGUCCGGGAUUCAGAUGUGGAAAUGGAAGACUCUGACCACACUGCUUUUCCAGACAUCAAAGAGGAUUGGUAG
Molecule: messenger RNA, 2472 nt
Organism: Penicillium mononematosum
Lineage: Eukaryota; Fungi; Ascomycota; Eurotiomycetes; Eurotiales; Aspergillaceae
Product: putative dynamin GTPase
Exons: 4
Coding region: 1-2472 (823 amino acids)
Cellular component (GO): membrane; microtubule; cytoplasm
Molecular function (GO): GTPase activity; microtubule binding; GTP binding
Source: RefSeq, a predicted model, not a curated record